This is a messenger RNA of Phytophthora nicotianae INRA-310, 3228 nucleotides long. RefSeq lists its product as hypothetical. Gene Ontology annotation, biological process: phosphatidylinositol dephosphorylation. The record is from RefSeq and is a predicted model, not a curated record. Bases 159 to 3047 code for a protein of 962 amino acids. The transcript is spliced from 3 exons. Gene Ontology annotation, molecular function: phosphatase activity. Lineage: Eukaryota; Oomycota; Peronosporomycetes; Peronosporales; Peronosporaceae.
ACCGCAUUCCCGCUCUCUACAGUCAUGCACACAGUUCGUCUGCGAACGAGUCUCUGGUUGCAUUAGCUAGCCCAAGUCCACAUCAGAAUCAGCCCAGAGAUACAAGACCAUCAAGCUAUUGGGCCACGGGCUCCGUUAACAUUGUGGUGCUUGACCACAUGAGCUUCCGAUCGCUGCAGGACGAGCACUCGGGGCUCUCGGAGUCGCAGCUGGACGUGCUGCACGCGGUCAUCUUGAGCUGCUGCGGGGUCUCGCUGGUCGGUUGUCUGUACAUCCUGCGGCACCACUACGUCUCCGCUCGACUGCACAGUGGUGUCUCAAUGGUGCAGAAGAUGGUGGUCGUGCUCUCGGUGCUGGAUGCGGGUUUAGCCUUCCCAAAGAUGUUCGGAAACCCGUUAACGGACUCUACGAACGUCACUGCGGUUUGCAACGUACAAGCCUUCGCGCUGCAUGUCUUCGGCCUCAUGUCGGUCUUCUGGAAUGCUGCAAUCGCGCAUUGUUUCUAUCGGAAGAUCGUACACAGAGACAGCGAAGCGAGACUCAAGAGCAGGUUUAAACUCUACGUUCUACUGGCCAUCGUGCCUGCUGUGGCCUGCAGCGUGGCGCUCUACGCCGCCAGAAUGUUCGGAGACGCCACGUUCUACUGCUGGGUCGAGUCGCGUGCCAAGCAGUUCUGGGCCUUCUAUCUGUUCGUGGUCAUAGCGAUUCUCUACAUUAGCGUCAUCCUUUGGGUUACGCACAACCGCAUCUCACGAGACUUUCGAGACGCCAAUUUGGACGCUCAAGAGUCCUGGGCACUCAUCACGUCCAAGCUGCGGAUCUACAUUGCUGCCUUUAUUGUGCUAUGGACACCCAGCACGGUAUUUCGACUUUUUGACGAUGAAUUGGGCUCGUCAAGGUUUGCGGUGGCACUUUUGAUGCAAGUGACAGUGUGUACACAGGGCUUGGCGACUGCUAUUAUCUACGGAGGACUGCUCACCAAGCUGUACAGAAUUGUCUCGUGUAAAACGUCCAUCUCUCCAACGCACAAGUUCGUGACUUCUCCGUCGUUCCCGACGAUGGACACGGGCACAGAUCACAGUCUGGUCAAACACUACCGUAAACCUGCCAACAUCUUUGUGUCUACUUUCAACAUGGGUGAAGCCAGACUCACCCCCGCUCAACUGGACAAGUGGAUCCCGCUUGGACACGACAUCUACGUCAUUGGACUCCAGGAAUGUCUGCACUUGACAAACACUCGCAGUUUGAUUCGCCAGCAUCUUGAAGGUGGACGACCACGACCUGCAACCAGUGGACCUGCCCGCAGAGCAUCGAAAUUUCAUCAGUUCAACCGCGAGAUUGGCAGCAAGAACACGUCAUUGGGUUAUCAUGGCCACAUCGCCAUCACCGUGUUCAUCAAGUCCUCAGAUGUGGACAACGGCGCCUUCUACAUGCCCCCAGUGGUGCAACAAGAAGUCAACGUUGGUAAAUCGCUGGUACUGGGUCGAGCAUCCAACAAAGGCGCAGUUGGCUUCGCAUUCCGGUAUUACGACACUUCGUUUGCUUUUGUAGCGUGUCAUUUGUCCUCAGAUCCCAAGGGAAAGUCAAAGGUGCGUCGAAGGAAUCGUGACUCGCAAGAUAUUCUGAAGGAGCUGCAUCUGAAUCUAGAGGACGUGGGCUUCGAGUUCCCGCACGUGCACCACCACAGCUUUGUUCUAGGUGAUCUCAAUUACAGGUUAACACAGCGGGAUGCGACUGCAAACACCAUCCUGGAGCUGGUAUCAAAAGUACGGCAAUGUGAGACGGCAAGACCAGCACCGAUUAAGCGGAAUCGGAGCUUGCGUCGCGGACUCCUGGGCAAACGAUGGAGUCCCAUGGGAAGUCGUGGUCUAAGCAGCUCUUUCGGACUCGGUAGCUCUCUAGGUACCGGCAGUGAUAGAGACAGCAACGAACUGGACGUCAGCAUGUUGGAGCGCAGUGUUAAAAGCACUUCGUCGAUGUUUGCUUCGUCCAAUGGCAGCAGCAACAGCGUUCGAUACUCAGCAGACAAUGAGCUAGUGGACGACGAUCAGUUUGUAUGGGACGACAUACUAGCACAUGAUGAACUGCGGACUGGUAUGCAAGACGGGCAGAUCUUUUACGGCUUCCGAGAGGCCAAGAUUGCCUUCCCGCCUACAUUCCGGCGUGUACGUGGGAAGGCGUUGAACCUCGACGCGGGCAAUUGGCCUAUGGAGGAGCUAUCAGAGUGUUAUACGACCGCCGUAGAAGGCCACGGCAUGCGAGUCCCGUCCUACACAGAUCGAAUCCUGUUCUUCUCCCAGCCAGAUAUGCGUCAUCGACUGCGGUGUGCUGUGUACGCGUCGUGCGAAGAAAUCAAUUGCUCCGAUCACAAGCCCGUGCUCGCAGUGUUCCAAGCUCUUGUAAACCGUGACUUCUUACCGAUUGAGACGGAGCUUGCGAACAAGAAACUACAGCGAAUGCAGGACGUCAGCGGUGUACUCGAGUGUCAGCUACGAAUUGAGUUGAGCAGCAUUUCAUGGCAGCCAGAGACGGAGGCGGACUUCCCUCUUACUUCAUUCGGCAACUCCAUUGAUCUGGACCAGCGAUUCUCGAGCUUUGAUCGCCAUGGACACCAAGUAAUGGUCACGAUCGUCUUCCCACUGCCGUCCGAAGAUAUUUUCUCGGCACAGCGUAAAUUACUUGAGCUGGCGGACUCGAUGAGCGGUGGAGUGUACCUGGAAAACACGGAACGAUUGCUGUGCAAGACCAACGUGGCUCAUGUCAAAUGGAGUGACUUCGUACGCGACGGCAUCACACACACCACGUUCGCACGACCAACAGGCAACAUGCACGUGGCGAUCAAGGUACACGCCGGUACUCAAGGCCCGUGCUUCGGCCAGGGCGUGAUCUGCAUCCCGCAAGCUUCAAACAACGACAGCGACGACGCGUCCGAUGGGAUCCAGAAACUCAACAAUUUUGUCGUGGAACUCGCCGAAGGCGGACGACACACCGGCACAAUGUCGGGCUCCGUGAGUCUGCAGCUCAUGCAGCGCGCCAACGGCGCAUAAAUGACGCGUGUAAGUAAAUUAUUAAAGUUGAUGGGGUAACGUAGUCAGUGGAUUCAAUGUCUAUCGAUCUCAUUCUACCUGAGAUCAGUGCUACAUUCAGUAGUAAGUCUAUAAAGGAGAAACAGAGACUUACAGCUCGUCGCUGAGACCAGCGGCUUCCGCUGUCUCCUUGAUCGUCUCU